CACAUGGACUCAUGGGGUUCCGUUGUGUAAAGCUGCGUUCAGGGACUCGGAGCUUCAAGUUGGAGUUUUAGGGUUUUAUUUAUACUCUUCUGUCAAUGGUUUUGAUGCAGGAGCUAUUGCAUCGAGUCUUCUCAUCAGAUUUCGAACGCAUUCUGUAACGGUGGAAUCGGGUAUCUAUAAAGAAUGGAUAUUCUGGUGGCAGAAUUGGAAUUCCAUAAAAAGUUUAAAGAGUUGAAAGAGUGUGAUUCCUUAUUCUGUUGUGAUCAUUUGGAUUCAGAAGUUGUUCACAAGAUAGCUCAAGUCCUUCUACCAGGAUUAGCCACAGCUUGCAUUGACAACACAACCGGUGAUCCUUUCAAUGGCCCAGCUUCUGUGGCUAUAGAUAUUAGGAAGGAAAUGGUUGACUAUCUUAUGCAUAGAAGUGAAACAUAUGUAGCAGCAACCAUGAUUCAAAAAGUUGUUCCAGAUGUGGAAACUUCUGAUCAUCCUAUUGAUAUUGUUUCAGACUUCAUUGAUGAUUUUGUAAGUUCAAAAAGGAACAUGUUUAGUCUAAUUUCUGGAUGGCUGCUCAGUGAAAAGAGGGAGGACAAGAUAGAUGAUUUUGCACAAGAAAUGGAGGUGAAUGCCUUUUGGUCAAUCGAUAGAAGGGAAGCCAUUGCUAAGAAUCUUUUGAAGAACCUUGACUUGAAGAACACAUUUUGUUGUGAAAUGAGAUUUGAUACUGCUGAAGAGUUAGCUGAGCAUAGUCACCAGUGCAUCUUUAGGUCUAUUGACUGUUCAAACGAGGGAUGCAGUGCUAGAUUUUGUGCAGUUGACAUGGAAAAGCAUGAUUCUUUGUGUCACUUCAAGGUUCUUCCAUGUGAACAGAAAUGCUCAGAGAACAUACUGAGGCUCGAGAUGGAUAGACACUGCAUAACUGUUUGCCCAAUGAAGCUUACAAACUGCCCUUUCCACCUUGUGGGUUGUCAAUCAACUAUUCCUCGCUGUACCAUUGAGGAACACAGUGCAGAGACUCUUCAUUCUCACUUGCUAUAUGUUCUCCAAGUAAUUCACAAGGAAGCAUCUGUUGAGGAUCUGAACCAUUGGGCGGAGCUGCUGGAAAUGACUCUAUCUCCUGGUCAAGCUCAAGAUGCAAGAUCUUUAACCUUUGCAGUGAGGGAGCUUGAAGCAAAAAUGGGUCCAUUAGGACACAUCUCCAGGAGUGUUAUUGACAACUGAAAAAGGGGGUUGGGAGCAGACUGCAAA
Molecule: messenger RNA, 1245 nt
Organism: Telopea speciosissima
Lineage: Eukaryota; Viridiplantae; Streptophyta; Magnoliopsida; Proteales; Proteaceae
Exons: 4
Coding region: 184-1218 (344 amino acids)
Molecular function (GO): zinc ion binding
Source: RefSeq, a predicted model, not a curated record